This is a messenger RNA of Pygocentrus nattereri (red-bellied piranha), 1502 nucleotides long. RefSeq names its product TruB pseudouridine (psi) synthase family member 2 (gene trub2). NCBI's taxonomy places the organism in Eukaryota, Metazoa, Chordata, Actinopteri, Characiformes, Serrasalmidae. The transcript is spliced from 8 exons. Gene Ontology annotation, molecular function: pseudouridine synthase activity; RNA binding. The record is from RefSeq and is a predicted model, not a curated record. The coding region runs from base 194 to 1246 and encodes 350 amino acids. Gene Ontology annotation, biological process: RNA processing; pseudouridine synthesis.
CGUCAUACCGCAGAAGAGGCACACACGUUGUGUACGUCUAACCGUGGUACCGGUCGUUUGUUUUGUGUUUUUAUUAUUAUUGUUAUUAUUAUUAUUAUUAUUAUAUUAGCUUAUGUUCAUAAUUAGCUGUUUCCUUACAUAAUGUGUUGGACCAUAAUAGUAGUACAGACUCCAUGAACAGAUAGUCGUCGUAAUGGCUACUCAGGCUGCACGGCUUCUCCGGAAACUAGACGGUCUGUUUGCCGUGUACAAACCUCCGGGAGUUCACUGGAAACUGGUUCGGGACACAGUCGAGAGUAAUCUGCUGAGAGCUGUUAAUUCUUCUCCUCCGGCUGCACCGCGGUUUCAGGUGCAUUUUCAGCUCUUAUCCAGUGGAGAGAGCAGCAGCUCCAGGGAGCUUACAGUGACUGCAACCAGGCUCCCUGCCCUGGCAGACCACCCCCUGGUCACAGGACCACAGUUUCAUAAGAUCCGUGUUGGAGUCGGGCAUCGUUUGGAUGCAUUUUCCUCUGGAGUAUUAGUUCUAGGUUUGGGGAAUGGAAACACUGCCCUGGAGAGUCUGUACAGAUCACACGUCACAAGGGCCUACACGCUAGAAGGUGAAUUUGGAAUGGCCACAGACGAUUUCACUCACUCUGGACGAGUCAUAGAGAGAACUACUUACGGUCAUGUUACACAGGACAAGUUAGAGAGAGUGUUAGCCAUGGUCCAGGGAGCCAAUCAGAAAGCUUUAAUCACGUACUCAAGGGUGAACCUGCACUCUCAGGAGGCUUAUGAUUUGGCAGUUAAGGGAAUGUUGCGUCCACAAGAUAAAAGUCCUCCCAUUCUAACCGGCUUACGGUGUCUCUGUUUUGACCCACCUCACUUUACACUGGAGGUGCAGUGUGUGAAUGAAACUCAGUGGUAUCUACGGAAACUGCUGCAUGAGGUGGGUCUGGAACUGCGCACCACUGCAGUCUGCACUAAGGUGCGUCGCACCCGAGACGGACCUUUCAAAAUGGAGGAUGCCUUGACCCACAACCACUGGACUGCUGAUGACAUUAUACCAGCGGUCACUCACUUACGCCACGCUACCCGGAAAAUCCGUAAAAAUUACUCUUACAAACAAGCUGUCAGCCAGCUGGACUCCAGCGCAAAGGCCCAAAGCAGAACUAGCACUGCUCAUUUAGAGAAUGUAUCAGAAGAGAAAGAUGGAUCACACAGCCUUUAUUCAGAAAUGUCUGCUGAUAGUAAGCAGUGGAGGUAAAGAACCUUUAAAUGCAAGUAGAAGUUUUCAGUUUAAUUAAUGUCUACGAUGUUGAAGACUGGCGGAUUUCAUUGUUAAAUUCAUCCAACAUAUGUGACAAUGCAUACAAGCAAUAAAUAUUUUGUAUAAUGAGGUGAUUGUUACACUUCAGUCUCUUCCCACCCCUCAUUCAGUAUCAAACAUAACACCAUGUAAUUGAAAUUGUUUCUCAGUCAUGUGCCAUUUUCUAAUAAAGCAUUAUUUAUUUAAAAAAAUA